AACAGUGAAACAGUGCGUCACGUGUCAGCUGUCGCAAAAUGCUGCGCCCAAGGUACCCUUGUUGUCGUGGGGUUGGCCUAAGCGUAGAUGGGAGAGAGUGCAUAUAGACUAUGCGUAUCGCGAUCAGCAAUGGUUUCUUGUGCUGGUGGACGCCCAUUCUAAAUGGAUUGAAGUGUUUGUGAUGAACAGUACUAGUAGUGAGAAGACCGUGGAAAAACUGCGCAGUGUGUUUGCGGCAUACGGGCUACCGGAAGAGGUAGUGACCGAUAAUGGGCCUCAAUUCACAUCAGCAGAUUUCGAACUCUUUUUGAGUAGGAAUGGCGUCCUACACAGCAAGUCUCCGCCCUACCAUCCCGCCUCCAAUGGCAGCGCGGAACGCUGCGUACAAACCGUGAAAAAGGCUUUGUUUAAACAAGUGCUGGACGAGCAGAGAAGCGGCCAUGCGAAGUCUCUGCAACAUCGCGUCGAUCAGUUCCUAUUUAGUUACAGGAACACACCCACUGGGACAACCGAUGAAACUCCGGCCCAGCUGUUCCUGUCCUGGAGGCCCAGAACAAGACUGAGUCUGCUGCACCCCGACAUAGAGCAACGAAUGAAAAAGAGACUCGAGCGAACCAAAGAAUACGCAGACCAGCACCGGGGGCCCUGGAGAGAGUUCACUGAGGGUGACCAAGUUAUAAUAAAAGGCUUACGGGCCGGAGAUUCCAAAUGGCUGACGGGCACAAUAAGCAAGCGUGUGAGCCCAGCUACGUAUCUGGUUUGGGUUGGGGGGGAAGAGCGGUACAUUCAUGCUGACAACCUGCGGCCAAGAUCAUUUCAGGCUGACCUGAGGACACCUAACCGACUGGAGCAGUUUUCGGACAUCGAGACCGAUACGGCUACAACUGACAAUGAAUCACCUGACGACCAUGACCCGGCACAAGCAGAGAACGGAGCCGCGACACCACGGGCACCUGACCCAGGCCGCAGCAUGCCCAGUGCUGUGACUGUUGGUCCCAAUGCCCCACUAUCGGACAACCGGGCCUCCAGACUGGAAGCUCCGCCGGCUUCUCCACUCUUGCCUCGGCGCAGCACACGGCCAAGCCGACCCCCAGAGCGCUACAAGCCGUAG
This is a messenger RNA of Ixodes scapularis (black-legged tick), 1111 nucleotides long. RefSeq lists its product as uncharacterized. Gene Ontology annotation, molecular function: nucleic acid binding. Gene Ontology annotation, biological process: DNA integration. Bases 182 to 1111 code for a protein of 309 amino acids. The record is from RefSeq and is a predicted model, not a curated record. Lineage: Eukaryota; Metazoa; Arthropoda; Arachnida; Ixodida; Ixodidae. The transcript has a single exon.